AUGAUGGACGGGCCAGCGCCUCGUCUCUGCACACUCACGAAGGAGUACCCUGGACAGGAGUACGGCUACAACCUGCACGCCGAGAAGGGCAAGGGCCAAUUCGUGGGUGUAGUUGAUCACGGCAGUAUCGCUGAGAAAAGUGGCCUCCGUACUGGAGAUCGAAUCCUCGCUGUUAAUGGGCACAGCAUCAUCGAGGAGAACCAUACCAAGGUUGUCACACGCAUCAAGUCGAACCCGAAUGAAUGCUCCCUUCUUGUACUCGACGCUACGGCCGUCGAGUGGUACGCCACCCGAGGACUGCCACUCCCUACGCAACCCAGAUCGACCACUACCCAUCACGACGGGAUGAAGCCGAGACCGCGCCUCUGUGAAUUGCAAAAAUCGUCGCCCAACGACGAGUUCGGCUUCAACCUUCACGCCGAGAAGGGACGCGGCCAUUUUAUUGGGACGGUCGAUCCGGGCGGUAUUGGAGACCGGGCCGGUCUCCAAACUGGGCAGCGCAUCGUUGGAGUCAAUGGAGAGUUGAUCUACCCCAGCACCCAGCACAAGGACGUCGUCACCCUUAUCAAACGCUCCCCAGUCCAUACUCAGCUUUUGGUCGCCAGCGAGGAUGUCGAUAGCUGGUACAAGGAGAACCGGGAGGAGUACAGCUUCUCGUACGUCGAGGAUUUCCCCGCUCACCGAAGCCACGCCCCCUCCACCGUCAUCCCGCCACACGAGACGAUCACCGAGGCCGAGGCGGAGACCGUGGCGCGUCGUAUGACACAGGAAGUGAUUGCCUCGGUGUACGAGGAGCACCCAUUGCCGCUCCCAGAGGCCCCAUCCGUACGCCACGAUACCAUCGACAGUAGCAGGCCGUCAAUCGGAGUGGUGCCUGAACCGCUUGGUGAUGAUAUCCUCGACGCCGUCUUCGCCGCCAUCCCCAUCACCACUCAGGCUACCGUAACCUCGACUGCUGUUGAUACGGUACCCCAACAUGCUGUCCACGUUGAGCCUGUUGAGCAGCACCAGCAUGUCGUUGAGGAAGUGACCUACAACCCGCCGGUGAUCACGCCGCCACAGACCUCGCCGCUCAGCCAGAAUUCUUCUGGAUACGGUCAUUCUGACUCAUCCCACAAUGGUGCAUACACCCCGUACAACCCCGCCCCUCCAACGAACGGCCACCACCACCAAUACAACGAUGGCCCACCGGCCAUCGGCAAGGGCGCCCUCGCCGACCCGUUCAACGACAUCUUCAACCUCAACGCCAAGGAAGCCCGCGAGCGUCUGCGGAACAACCGACGGAACCAGCGCUCUGCCGUCGACAUGUCGCUGGAGGAGAAGCAUCGCCUGAUCAUGAAUAUG
Molecule: messenger RNA, 1344 nt
Organism: Mesorhabditis spiculigera
Lineage: Eukaryota; Metazoa; Nematoda; Chromadorea; Rhabditida; Rhabditidae
Source: the annotation of a GenBank genome assembly